Crotalus tigris (Tiger rattlesnake) is the source of this 5631-nucleotide messenger RNA. RefSeq names its product tight junction associated protein 1 (gene TJAP1). Gene Ontology annotation, biological process: Golgi organization. The transcript is spliced from 13 exons. The record is from RefSeq and is a predicted model, not a curated record. Bases 725 to 2641 code for a protein of 638 amino acids. NCBI's taxonomy places the organism in Eukaryota, Metazoa, Chordata, Lepidosauria, Squamata, Viperidae. Gene Ontology annotation, cellular component: trans-Golgi network.
GGUGGGGUGGGAGGGGGGAAAAGCAAAGUUUGCCGGAGAUUCGAAAUGAUACGGCUCGAGCCGGAGCGACGAAGCGGGAAUCUGUUCCUCCAGCUCGACUGUGAGCGGACAGGAGCCUCCCCGUCGCCGAGAGAACGAGCGAGCGAGCAACAAACUCCUCAGAGUUAGACGAACUGCGUGGGUCUUCGCUGCGCGUCGCCCAGAGUUUGCUCGGAGGCGGCUCAUCCUGGCCUCGGGAGCCUGAUCCCGUGGAGUUUUUCCCCCUUUCUGGAUAUCCCAGUGGCUUUAAUUUAGCCACAUCAUAAAGACUUCAGUGCCCUGGAAGACCCUCAAUAGCAUGUUGAGUGUCAUUUGACUACUUUGAGAUGCCCAUCAUCAGGCAUUAUAUUGAACACAUACAUAUUCUGCCACAAUAAGGCAGCACAGCACAGAAAUAGGUGAAGGGGGCUAAAGAAGACAUGUGCAGCAGUGUGAAUGGAAUUAAAAGUCGUUAAAUAUUUUGGGAUGAAACUGAAGUGAGGAAAAUCACUUCAGUGAAGUUCAAUAUUGAAGAGAGCAAGAAAGGCUGUGAGUUCUCUGUGUGGAGACUGCUAUUAAAACCAUUUCAGGAGCCUUCAGCCAGUUGGAUGCAGUUAGGAGACUGCUUUCAAAGUCAUGUGGACAAACAUGUUUGGACAGGACAUUACUUUAGGUGACCUGUGGUAAAAAUCAAGCAAGAAGGACAAUGACAAGCACAGUACCUUCCAAGAAGCCUUACCGUAAGGCUCCACCACAACAUCGUGAGAUUCAUCAUGAGCUGCCCAUUCUGUGUGAUGAAUAUGAUGGUGUGAUUUUGGCAGAGCAGAAUCAGGAGCCCUUGACAGAUGCAGAUAGGAUAAAAUUGUUGCAGCAUGACAAUGAGGAGCUACGUCGACGUUUGGCCUAUGUCACCAACAAAAUGGAAGCAAUGGAGAGGGAGUUGGAGUCUGGGCAAGACUAUCUGGAGAUGGAAUUGGGCCAAAAUCGAGAAGAACUAGAAAAAUUUAAAGACAAAUUCCGUAGACUGCAAAAUAGUUACACAGCUUCACAAAGAACAAAUCAGGAUUUGGAGGAGAAGCUGCAUGCCCUGGCCUCUCUCAGUCAAAACUGGAUUUUUGCAAUUAAAAAAGCUGAAAUGGAUCGGAAAACUCUUGAUUGGGAAAUUGUGGAGCUCACUAAUAAGCUUCUGGAUGCCAAAACAACUAUCAAUAAAUUGGAAGAGCUUAAUGAGCGGUAUCGGCUAGACUGUAACUUAGCAGUGCAGCUCCUGAAGUGCAACAAAUCUCAUUUUCGGAACCACAAAUUUGCUGAUCUUCCAUCUGAGCUGCAAGAUAUGGUCAACAAGCACCUGCAAAACACUCAGGAUUCUGUAGGCCCUGGCCAGGAGGAAUUGCACACCUUGGCUCCAUCUGAUGCGGUACCCACCUCAGUCAUUGCUAGAGUGUUGGAGAAGCCAGAAUCACUGGUGCUGAACUCAGCCAAAUCCAGUAGUGGAAGUUGCUGUAUGGCUGAAGAUGUUUUUGUGCAUGUAGAUAUGAGUGGCACUCCUGAACCUUGUGUGAGUUCGGGCCAAAGAGAAAGCAAAGAGAAAGAAGGAUCAAGUCAGCAAAAUGGGAGCUGCAGAUCACAGAACUGCCUGGAGAGCCUGCCGAAGGAGGUGCCUACUUUUGAGAAACUAAGCCCAUAUCCUACCCCUACCCCACCCCACCCCAUGUAUCCAGGCCGCAAAGUAAUUGAGUUUUCAGAGGACAAGGUGCGGAUUCCAAAGAACAGCCCACUGCCUAAUUGUACUUAUGCUACCCGCCAAGCUAUUUCUUUGAGCUUAGUCCAGGGGGAGGAUGAGAACUGUGACAAGCAGCGGCCCCUUCCCAGCAGCCCAGCCUCAGGUCAACGCUCUGCUUCUAGCUGCUCCUACCAGCCUUCCCCCAAGUUGAGCCGGGUUCCUGGAUCUUCUCAAAGCAGCCCCUUCAGCAGCCCCCCACAGGUUCCCAGCACGUUUGCCAGCUCCGCCAGCUCAGAGGAAGAUUUACUAGCUAACUGGCAGCGGAUGUUUGUGGAUAAGGCUCCUCCUACCACAGAGCAGGUGCUAGUAAACCGUACUGCAUUUAGCCGUGACGCAGCACAGGAGCUCCAGAAACGUUUCAGUCGCUCCAUGCAAGAGUUAGGCCGGGUAGCUUCCGCCUACUCGGAUGGUGAAGAAUCAGUGCAGAGCUGCAGCUGGACUGUAAGCAGGGACUCAAGUGUGGACAUCGACAGCACAGAGUUUCAGAGUCGCCGGAACCACUUCUCUUCUGACUACAGCACAGAUUUCUCCCAGGAUGAAAGCUGCAAACUGCUGCAAGGGUGUGGUACCGAGGGGAUGGCAGAGCUGGUCACUUCUUCACCAGAGAAGUCCAAAGAUUACAUAGACUACACAUCUGGGAGCCCAGCUGAAGAACAGGAAUUGCUACUCCAGGAAAGCAGGAUGAACAGCCACGAGGGGGUUUCUGAGCAGAGCAAGGAUGGCAAGAAUAAGCCACCUCCUGGGCGCCCACAUCGCAGCCCCAAGAGAAUGGGGGUUCAUCAUUUACAUCGGAAAGACAGCUUAACCCAGGCUCAGGAGCAAGGCAACUUACUUACUUGAGAAUGGAGAAGAUUGUCUUGGCUUCCCAGGUUGAGCACUGCAUUCUCUUCCCAGGCUUGCCCUUCAUGCCCUGAGACACAAGGGAUUGCCAUCAUGUUAUUUUGGCCAGGAAUUCUAGGCAAUGUUUAAGUAUUUACUGUCUUCUUAAUACACAGGAAAGGGGGGAGACAGCUCUUCUCUAGCAUCAGGAUGCAUUUGGAUGUACGCUGGCAACACUUUUGUGCUGAUGUUGACUGCUCAAGCACUCCUCAGGUGUAGAUAAGAGAUAGAAUUGUGCUCUCUGUGCCUGCCUUCUCCAACCUGUUCUUGUCUUGAAGGCCAAGAUCUAGAAAAUAGUUCAGAGUCCAAUUAUAAUAUAUAUAUGAUUGGAAAACCAGCACAAUUUUAGAUCCACACAAGCACUCUGUGUGAAAUUGAAUUUGGUGGUCAUUACUUUACAGGCCUUCCCUCUUAAAGUAAAGAACAAUGGAGCGGUUGAAACAAAGGUAUGUUUUCUAUCUCCCUUCCACGCGUUCUUUCUCCAAACGCUUGGUGAGGGAUUCCACCUGACAUCAUUUCUUUUCUUCGAAACGUCUGCCUUCACACUUACGGAUCAGCUCCAAUUGAUUCAAAUUAUGUCCUGAGACACCUGAAGCCUAUAUUUCUACCUUUUUUGUGGCUUGUGGCACGAGAUAGGAAUAUUUAAUCCCUAUUUUCUUGCCUCAAUCUCCCACCAAGCCAUCAGGUGAAGAAUAUGAAUGAAGUGAGAAGCCUUCCAUGAAUGAACAUCCUCAGUUCUGUAAGCUUUUGGUGAAUUCUGUAAAAUUUUGGUGAGUUCAUGUUUGUUUCUCCAAGCCUUCCUGUGGCUAUGUGCAUAGGUUAACAGGGCCGAUGAGGCACAGGAACCAGCUUUACCGUUUCUUUGCAUGUUGCGUAUGGGGAGUGGGGCUCCAUAUUCUGGAACUUGGGAUUUUCUGCCAAACUAGACCUCAGACUCCCUGCCAUAGUCACCCAACAAAACUGAGCUAGAUUGUUUGCCAUAAUGAGCUGAGUCUGCAUAGCUGUCUGCUCAGCUAUCACUUGGGUUCUCUGGACCAUGUCUUGGUGAUAGUAUACUAUGUAUGUUUUCCUUUGGACUAGUCUUCCUCACUCUUAUUCUUUAGAUGUGUAGGGGCUAAAAUUCCCAGCAAGUGUGACUGUAUAGGGCUGCACUUCUUGAGGAUGCCAAAUUGAGGAAUGCUGCUUCAGGUCUUCAACUGUUAAUAUGUACUUAUCUCUCCAUUUUUGGGUGAGCAGAAAGGUGUUGUGGGAUGGGGUGAUACAUGCUGUGGAAGAAAUACCUCAGCUUUUUGAUUUUAAGUCAUCUUAUGUCUGGUCUGUAAACUUAUUUCACUAGCUGAGGAAGAAAUCCACAUUAAUCCAAGACUAAACCAUACAGCCAGCUUGCCUCUUGAUGACUCUUCUUGGCACAAAAUUACAAAAUAUUUCUUGUUUGCCCCCUUGGAGACGGCUAAUGAGGAUGGGCACCCCAAUAUGGGGUCCAAAUUGACACUAGUGCCUUUCCAAGGCCUUACCCAAGGUCUUUUAUUCCCUUUCCCCCUUUUUGGUUUCCUACUUGUAUUCCGUAUUUUGUUCUUCCUUUGUGGGUAUGUUUUUGUGUUAUUUGUGCAUUGGAGAGGAGGGAAUAAUUUCAUAGUGUUAAGGAUAUUUCAUUAAAGAAUCAAACUUUCAUAUUUGAUUUCAUUAGCCUGCCCUGCUAUUCAUGCAACCAGAGAAAUUUUGGUAAUUUUCUGUUAGCAAAUAUUAUGGCCUUUCUUUUCAAAUACAGCAAUCUGGUCAUACCUGACCUUUUGGAUAUGGUCGUUUAAAUUCUUAUUAAUGGACCAUUCCUUUAGUUAGGCUGCUAGCUACUGCGUUGUAUUAGUGAGAUGUAACUCAGUAUUUUUUUGCUAAUAAACUGGUGCUAAAGAUACUAUUCCUUUAGCUUACAUACUUAGUGGUCUGAUUUCUUCAGCUGAUAUUUACUUACUUCCUCAUUCUCUUGAUUUAGCUUGUGAAUUCCUUGAACUUUCUCUGCACUACAUGGAAGAGGACAAAGGUUGCUAUAUUUUUCUGUUCCAGUCCUCCUGUAUUCUUUUAAUCAGGUUAUUGAUGGAGAUAGGGCAGCUUGGUGAUCUUAUUUAAACCAGUAUUGGUUGAAUCUUAUCUAGUUGAAAUGAAAUAGUUGUCAUGAGCUAAUUGGGUCAAUGGAAUCGAUUUGAGACCAUUUUGGUUACACUAUGUUAAAUCCAGAUCCAGUUCUCCAUUCUAUGUUUGGCUGCAUAAAACAUUCUGAAGCUGAAACAAGUAUAGCUGAUAACGAGAUGAUCUAGAUAUUUUUUUCCUUCUCUCUUUAGAUACAUUGAACUAAAGCGGAGACCCAUACAAUUCAGCUCAGGGUUGCAACCAUCCCUCUUUUGGCCCUCACAGCCCUCCAAGUUGGUGGGAUCUAAAAUUUUGGACUUUUUACAUUUUUUUCUAAAAAAGCUGGAUGUGGUUUAAGGGCCAAAAUGGAUAAUUUAAAGCCUUGCAGAAGUUAUUGGUACCCAUUUAUCUCCUUAAGCUAACCCCUUCUAUAAGUGACCUUUGAAGUGCUGUUGACAUGCUGUCCCAGCACUUGGGUAGCCCUGUAGGUAAUAACUUAAUGGGCUAAAGGUUGGGGGAAGAAAGCCAGAAGAAACUAAAUACGUUUCUUAUUAUAAAUGAAUAGUAUAAUUUAUCAGAUAAAUUACUGUCCUUGUGCAAUCUGGCUUCUUAGCCCUUCACCUCUGGCAGUAUUUUGUUGGAGAACUUGAAUUGACUCAUUUAGCUGCCCCACAUUUUAGAAUCCCAACUCAAGACUGUUAAUCUACAACUAAAAUGCUGUGGUGGUGGUGGUGUGUUUUGUUUUGGGAUUGGGUUUUGUUUUGUUUUGAGAUUUUCAAACUGAUAAUGUAUAUUUUAAAGGCAGAAAUAAAACUAUUUUAAAAAUA